Messenger RNA from Pristis pectinata (smalltooth sawfish), 3345 nucleotides. Its product is annotated as heme-binding protein 1-like. The record is from RefSeq and is a predicted model, not a curated record. Bases 130 to 723 code for a protein of 197 amino acids. The transcript is spliced from 4 exons. Lineage: Eukaryota; Metazoa; Chordata; Chondrichthyes; Rhinopristiformes; Pristidae.
AAAGUUUUAAUUGUGCAAUCAAUCAAUUAACGGGCGAAGCGCUGAAAGGUCCUUUUCACUCUCGCCGAGCAGGAGUCAAUGUCAUUUUUGUUCCGAUUUGAGUUGUGUUAAAGUUUAGGGAGUGCAGAUAUGUUGGGAAUGAUAAAAAACUCACUGUUCAGUCAGACUGAACACAGACCGUGUCACACUGUCAGCUCAGAAACCAAGGGAGAGCUGAGCUACGAGGAGAGGAAAUAUGAGCCAGGGAAAUACGCCAGUGUAACCAUCAGUGGAAAACCGUUCGAUGAAGGGUCGGGCGAAGGAGUGGUGAAGCUGCUCAAGUAUCUCGGAGGAAGCAAUGAAGAAGGUGUGCAGUUAGGAAUGACUGCUCCAGUCAGUAUGAAAGUCCAUCCACGUGAGGGCGGUGGCUUGCAGCCCACCAUUGAGGUCCAGGUUCGCCUUCCCAGCAAAUUCCAGGAGAACAUUCCCAAACCAACGGACGAAAGCAUCGAGAUCAAGCAUCUGGAGGGGUUCACCGUCUACUCAACGCAGUUUGGGGGCUACGCCAAGGAGGCCCAUUUCGUGGAGCACGCGGGAAAGCUGCAGGCAGCGCUGGGAGACGCGGCGCCCUACCACCGCGACGUCUACUUCUGCGUCGGCUACGACCCACCAAUGAAGCCCGUCGGCCGGAGGAAUGAAGUGUGGUUCCUGAAGAGGGAGGAGGGGGAGUCGAGCUCGCAGUGAGCGGGGACAUCCCAGGGACAUCGCGGCGGUCACUGAACAGGACGAGAGAAGCACCUCGCUGUGCUGACCUAAACCUCCCACCGGCCCACGUGUCCCUUGAUCCUUAUCUCUAUACCUUACUUUCCAGUAGCCCCUUCCCUCCUUCCCCCUUCUCGCUCUUUACUCCACCCCUCUUCCUUUCCCUCACUCUGUCCCUUCCCAAAGUGGACCCUUUGUUGCCUCCACCUAUCACCUCCCAGCCUCUGUCACUAUCUCCACCCCUCCCUCCCCCACCAUCUGCCCAUCAACCCCUCCUCACCUGGACCCACCCAUCUCUUGUCAGGUCUUGCCCCACCCCUUCCCCUCACCCCUCCAUCUCCAGGGGUAAGUUUUUUUUUACACAGUGGUGGGUGCGUGGAACACACUGCCUGUGGAGGUUGUGGGGGCAGAUACAUUAGGGACAUUUAAGAGCCUCUUAGCUAGGCACAUGAAUGAUAGAGAAAUGGGGGGCUAUGUUGGAGGGAAGGGUUAGAUAGAUCUUAGAGCAGGAUAAAAUGUUGGCACAACAUUGUGGGCCGAAGGGCCUGUACUGUGCUGUAGUGUUCUAUGUUCUAUCUACUCUUGCAGUCCAGAUGAAGGGUCUCAACCCGAAACGUCAACUGUCCAUUUCCCCCCACAGAUGCUGCCUGACCCACUGAGUUCCUCCAGCGUCUUGUGACUUGCCCCAGAUUCCAGCAUCUGCAGUCUCUUGUGUCUCAGUGUGGGCUCUCCUUUACUUCUGUUCCUUCCCUUUCAUAGCUCCACACUCUCCCAUUCCCUGCUCCAUUGCACUGACCCCUUUCUCAAAAUUGGGCAGCUCUACCCUCUGCCCAAGUGCUGGCUGCCAGCCAGGGGAUGUGCAGUGAGGGAGUAACAGCAUGAUUGCAGUCCUGCUCAGUCACUGUGUCCGUGUGUGCCUGUGCAGUGAGCUAGAAGCUGGAUUGGACCUUUUGUGGUGUGCUGGAUGUACAUGACGCUGGAUGUACAGGUUGUGAAGUUAAUUGGCUUCUGUAAACGAGGGGCUGCUGGAAGAAUCGGGGUGUUAAUGGGCACGUGUGAGCGAACGAGGAAAUAAGUGGGGAGUAUGCUGCAGACUUGAUGGGCAAGUUGCGAUGUAAGGAAAUAUCUCCUAAUAAGAGAAUAUCAUUGCGUUUAAUGUUGUAUCAAAUUGGGUCCCUCAAAAAAAGUUACGAAACUGGUCAAAAUCAAGUAAGAUAAGAUUUCUUUAUGUCACAUGUACAUCAAAACACACAGUGAAAUGCAUCUUUUGCGUCGAGUGUUCUGGGGGCAGCCCGCAAGUGUCGCCACGCUUCCGGCGCCAACACAGCACGCCCACAACUUCCUAACCCCUACGUCUUUGGAAUGUGGGAGGAAACCGGAGCACCCGGAGGAAACCCACGCAGACGCUGGGGGAACAUCCUUACAGACAGUGGCCGGAAUUGAACCCGGGUUGCUGGUGUUAUAAUAGCGUUAUGCUAACCGCUACACUACCGAGUGUUGGGGUGGCUCACACCAUAGGAAGCAUCAAAAUGCCCCCCUCCUGGACUCCAACACAGCCUCACUUCACUGCAGCUGCUGACACUCUGCACAGCAAUGGGAGAAGCCUGUCAGCCCUUAGGGGUACGUGCUCCUUGGCAGUGAUUGGAGGAGGGGGGAGCGCUCUGUGAUCCACACAGAGACACAACAAAGUGCUCCUCACUGAGAUCGAUCUCGGGAGGGAGAUGCUGCACGUUGGGAGAGGGUGGGUCUAGGAGACUCAUCAGGGCGGCUCUGAGCCUUGUAGAAGUGGGUUCAUGGAGAGUCAUGGAGUCUUACAACACAAAAACUGGCCCACUGGCGCUGCAGCAACUAUCGAGCACUAAUCUACAUUUAUCCUACACUAAUCCCAAUUCUUAUUCUCCCCACAUUCCCAUCAAUUCCACUCACCCACACACCAUGGAAAUUUACAGUGGUCAAUUAACUUACCAAUCUGUACGUCUUUGGGAUGUGGGAGAAAACCAGAGCACUCGGUGGGAAACCCACGCAGUCACAGGGAGAAGGUGCAAACUCCACACAGACAGAGCAGAGGUCAGGAUUGUGCCCUGGUACCUGGAGUUGUGAGGCAGUGGCUCUACCACUGUACUGCCCAGGAGUAAGAAUUUCUGGAAAAUGGAGCAACAGUGCAGAGAAUUUCAUGACCUCACAAGGGACGUCAAGGUGAGAUGCAGAGCACUGCCCUGUUGUACCAGCACUAAUCCAGACUACGCAAAUCAUUGCUCCCUCUAUACCCACCUCACUGACUACCCCCACACCCUCACCUGUCCAGUGACCUCUCACCUCGCACUCUCCAAACGUAGUAUAACGAGAAGGUCGUUCAAUGUCCUUUAUCUUCAGUUAAGUUAAAACAGCAAGCGAUAGGCAGGAAGCCAUGAACGUGGGAAGUAACGUAGAGCCCCUCCCCAGUGUAUCGGAGGGCACAAUUAUCCUCCUCAUAGGUAGUGAGGCCACUGAGAAGCAAACGUGUCGAGAAGUGAUUGUACGAAACGUUUGCUCAUUAACAAUGUUAUGUUGUGAUCACUAUUCCCCUUUUGAACUAAUCCACAGAAUAAACUAUUAUCAUAAUCA